AUGCGCAGUGCAAGGAGACCUCCCUCAGACGAUGCGCCACCAACACCUUCUCUCAUCACGCAACAUCCGGCCGCCGCUGCCGCUGCAUCGUGUGCAAUGCGAUCCGGCCAAAUCCCAUCUCGGGACCCGAGAGGCCCAUACAAUCAACUCGAUGAUCCGGCAAACUUCGCUGGCCUCCGACAACUCCCACGAGCAGGCCAUCACAGCAGCGGCGCAAACGCAUCCAUGGGUCAGCAGUAUCCAACCUCAUCUGCCACCGCAACGCCUCAUCAGUCCACAGGGGUGUCCGGUCGACCAGCUGUAGUCGAUGACAUUGGACCCGCGGCUGCGAUAUCGCCAAUACAGGAACGCGAUGGAAUCGAUGGACGAAACAGUUCAGUGUCUUCUCCGUUUCGCCAAGUGCACAAAGCCAAGUCAAUGUGGAUCAGACAAAGCAAUGGUGAUCAUCAGGCACGAACUAUGACACACUCCAAGUCUUUUAGCCGAGGGAACCCUCGAUCAACACAAAAGGACCAGUAUCCGGGAAGAAAUGAUGACGACGACAAGGGCCGCCUCCGAUCUUACAUAUCGGCCUUCUCGCCCGAACGCACCUUACACAAUCCGUUUCGCAAAACCCUGCGCGAAACGCGUGAGAGUACUGCCAGUCCCUCCAACCCCGCUGACCAAAGCCGCGGGGGUUCUCAUAAGCAUCGGUCAAUAUCGAAUUCAAUCAAAAGUGGAUUCAACCGUGUUUUUGGGCGAUCCAAACACACCGAUGCCACUGCGCGGCCGUCACCACUGUCAGGUAGUUCAUAUGGCGCUGAACCGGUCGUGACAUCCCCAUCCAAGAGAAACGUGGAAGGCGUCCCUCCUGGGGAUAGUCGGAAUGCACCUCCUCCUCCCCGGCCUCUUGUUCAGUCAUCCACCAUGGAUAGUCUCUGUGGUUCGGAGUCGCGCGUCACUAGCUGGAACAAUUCAAGCUUGACAAACACAGUCACUUCCCUCAAGCCGGAGCAUGGCGAAUCUCUUUCUUCAAUCAGAGAGGAUGAAAACCUCGAUCAGCUACUGCCACCGCCACCUUCACGCGUAGUAAGCGGUACACAGAAUGAACCUCCUUCUGCCCCAUUGUUGAAUCGCAAUCUGCAGAUUGACUGUCAGGACCUGUGCUCUGCGAUACAGCAUGAGAUCGACCGACACCAGCGGUCCUGGUCCAACCAGGCUCCGAUUGUCGCUAGGGUUCCAGAGCGUCGUGUGAUUCCACGGGUGCCAGCUUCCCAUUCCCAGUAUGGCAGACGCACUGUUCGUCGUGUUCCCAGCCAAGAAGCAUCAGUCCCGCCGGUUGAAACCAACGAGGCUCCGGUUUUCGGUUGGGUUCCAGAGCGUCGUGUGGUUCCAGAGAUGCCCGGCACUCUUCGUCGUGUUCCCAGCCAAGAAACAUCAAUCUCGCCCGAUUCAUUCGCAACAGCGAGUGGGGAGCGUUCAAGUGCCCAAAAGGGCCAUCUGCGCCCGGUCAAACCCUUGAAGCGUCGUCCCAGCGAGUCGUCUCCGCUAAGCGCUCCACAAGAGGAGUGUGAUACUCUCAUGAUUCCCCGUCUUCGAGACGCGAGAAGGAACGUCGAUUCUCCAAGCGUUGAUUCGGGGAUCAGGAGUGUCAAUCCUUCAGAGAGGGCCAACAUUGUUGAUGAUGCUCUCGGUACACCCAUCAGUCGUCGGCGGCGAGAGUCGAGAAGUAGGAUCGCUCUAUCGAAUUCUGAUCCCAGCGACAGCAAUGACCGUGUUCCGCCGGGAGCUGACAUGGGGGUUAGAGACGUUCACAACGCUUUUCCUGUUUGGGGGAUGAAGAGGGAUUAUUCACCGAGUAUUUAUUCGCGAACAACCAGUGGCAUCGCUCUGUCGAGACCGGAUGUUGACAUUGUCGGCAGGUCCCACGAUGAAUCAGGGAUGGCAACCGUAUUUUCCCAGCAGCGGAUGUACGUGUCACCCAGACCUGCCCCUCCGAAUUCAACCUCUGAGAAUUUCUUGACAACCAGUGCAGACUGGCAGCGAUGGUUGAAUUCGGAGGUCGGGAAGCUUGGACAGACCAAGCCCCCGAGGGAGCAUGUCAGAGAAUAUGAACAAUUCCAAGAUGAGGAUGAACAGUUCCAAGAGGAGAAUGAGCAGUUCCAGGAGCAGGAUGAGCAGUUGACAAACGUUGCGCGAGACGACAAUGCCAUCGCACUAGGCAACGAUGUGAUCUCCACUACUCUUACCCCGGCUAAGACUUCCAGCUUCACAACUCCGGGUCAUGGUCAUACUAAACAGCGGAGUCCGACACGCAAUUUCUCUUGGCCUUACCCGCGACCUUCAGCCAACAUGCCCGUGCAGCAAGACUUGUCGGAAAACACGGUUGGUGAUGCCUACACACCAAGCAGUGCUCCCGCCAUGAAUCCCGCCAUUAAUCCCGCCAUGGAUCCUGCCAUGGAUCCCGAGACGAAUUCCGCGACGGAUUCCGCGACAGAUCCCGAUAACUACGCUUCUCCUGCAUCCGGUGACCCCGUUUCUCCUUCGUCCGUCCUCCGUGAACGUCUGCAUAACCAAUAUGCAAUGGGGCUGGGAUCUCAACCCCUGCAGCCUCCCGAUACACCAACGCCCAAGGCUGCUAACAAGAAGCAAGUUUCCGCACAAUCACAGCGGAACAAGUAUGCAGUUCGGCGGGCUGCCCUUGUUCGGCACCAGCGCAGCCGACAAGAGCGAUCCCUGAACAAUGAAAACCACCGUGAUCAGCCGGACGAGUCAACAGGAGUGAUGCAGCACUUCCUGGAGAUUCGUGAGAUGUGUGAGCAGGUAGCAACUUCAAGGAGUACAUGGGCAAGGACAGGGUCUUUCCCAACUCCAGGUGAUGUUGAAGAGUUCCUGAAGCAUCCUCGGGGGCCACAGAAUCCCCCCAAGCCACAGAGUUCCCGCAGUGAUAGCGAUGCGGACAUGGGAGGGCUUAUCUAA
This is a messenger RNA of Penicillium bovifimosum, 2958 nucleotides long. RefSeq lists its product as uncharacterized. The record is from RefSeq and is a predicted model, not a curated record. The transcript has a single exon. The coding region runs from base 1 to 2958 and encodes 985 amino acids. NCBI's taxonomy places the organism in Eukaryota, Fungi, Ascomycota, Eurotiomycetes, Eurotiales, Aspergillaceae.